This is a messenger RNA of Benincasa hispida (wax gourd), 1014 nucleotides long. The record is from RefSeq and is a predicted model, not a curated record. NCBI's taxonomy places the organism in Eukaryota, Viridiplantae, Streptophyta, Magnoliopsida, Cucurbitales, Cucurbitaceae.
UGUUUAUUUUUCUUUUUAAUGACCUUGCCGAAAACAAAAAUGUGGGAGUGAACAAUGCAAUCGAGAUUGACGGCGAUCGCACCGAAAUCGAACUGGGCUCUCUCUCUGGCCCAAUUUCAACGCCUCCGACGAAGUGCUCUGACGACACGUCGUACUGCUGACCCGUCCGUUCACGCCAACGACGACAAUGACCCUGCGGUUUUAUCCGGGGAACCCGAGGAUAAUUUAGAGCCAGAUAAUACAAAAGCCAAUUACGAAAGGAAGGACCCUAAAUUAGGAGAUUCAAAUGGGCCAUUUGGGCAACCGAAGGCCCAACACGCUUCCUCCCCUCGGUUAGAAACCAAGGUAGUGGGCCAGGCCUCGAAGCCCAUUACUCAACAAAAGAGACCCCAAAGUACGGUGACCGACGAGGUGAGCUGCAUCGGCGUCUACGGCGGGCCGUUGGAGAAGGGGAAAGAAAACAGAACGACUGAAAUGAAAGAACAGGAGGAAGACAAUAGAGAUUAUUACAAGCACCACAAGGCGUCUCCAUUGGCGGAGAUCGAGUUUGCUGAUACGCGUAAGCCGAUAACCAGAGCCACGGACGGGACGGCGUACGACGGGGACGGGAAGGAUGUGAUUGGGUGGUUGCCGGAGCAGCUGGACACGGUGGAUGAUUCGCUGCGGAGAGCGACGGAGAUUUGGAAACAAAAUGCAAUGCGUGGAGAUCCCGAUGCUCCACAGUCGAGGAUUCUCAGGGCUUUGCGUGGUGAACAAUUUUAAGUAAAGGCUUUUUGACAUAUGCAUGUAAAUUUUAAUGUAGUUAAUUUUACUAAGUUUAUGGGUAAGUUUUAGCAAAAGAUAAUACUAUAGUAGGGUUUAUUUAUAUAUUAGUAAAUCUUGUGAUUUUAGUUUCAUUUAUUUUCUUUAAAAGGGAGUGAUUUUUGAAAGAAAACCCUCUAAAUAAGAGUACUUGUAUGGUGACCCUACCGAGAAUUGAUCCUGCACUAUUUAAAAGAAGGGUUUUUGGGAAUA